AUGGCAUCCAUGUACCUAGCUCACGACAAGGAGGUGCCAAUUAUCUGCAUUAAGGACCUAGUGGCCAGCACGAGGGAGGCGCUAAUUUUGGGAGGUUAUGCAAAUGCUCACCAUCAUACCUGGGGCAGCUCCGACAAUAACGAACGGGUUAAUACUUCGGUCAGGGUAAACACGUUAAACAAUGGAUUCGUAUAUUCUUUUGGCAGAAGCUGUGUAACAGAGUUUGAAUCUGAUUACAACGGCAUACCCGCCGCAGAACAAAACAAACAUGGUCUUGCUAUUCAACAAGACGAGUUAAAAGCUUUGUGGGAAAAAACAAAGUCAGCUUACGAUAAGCUUAUCAAUGAGGGAUUGUCUAAGGAUGAUGCUAAGGCCAUAAAAAAGAAGAAUAAGAUUUCCUUUCAAAGCUAUGUUAGGUGCAUGUCUGCUAUUGGUUCUCAGGUUGAAAUUCUAACCAAAGCGAACAAAGAUGUAGAGGAUCGGCCCAAGCCAAACGCAAUUCAACAAAGUCAAACAAAGUCUUGCUAUGCGAAUACAAACACAGGUGUGUUAUUAGGGACAGCACGCGUCAACAUUUAUCUCAAUGGUACGAACUAUUCCGCUAGAGCACUUAUUGAUUCUGGUUCAGAGUGUUCUUUCAUCACUGAAAGACUAAAACGCAGAAUUCGCCUGCCAUCAAAGCGUAUGCAUGCCCAAGUUUCGGGCAUCACUAAUACAACUACGGCGCAGGUUAAAGAAGCGUGCAACAUCGAAUUGCGGUCUUCUGUUGACCCAUUAUUCCGCUUGAAUACCUCAGUGCUCGUGCUAGCACAACUGACUGGAAAUCUUCCUACUUGCCACAUUAGUGCAGUGACUAAGCAAGCAUUUCCAGAUCUGAUUCUAGCGGAUAAACGAUUUUUCGUCAAUGAACCCGUAGACCUUGUUCUGGGUGGCGACAUAUAUCCACAAAUUAUUCUGAGCGGGCUUAAGAAGAACAUAUUAAACACACUUCUAGCCCAAGAAACAGAACGAAUAUCGUCUCAUACUAGUCUGGACAAGCAACUGAGUGCCUUUUGGGAGCUUGAGGAGAUUCCAAAGAACAAGAGCCUUAAUGAAGACGACAAGUACUGCGAGGAGCUGUAUCAGAAGACAACCAUACGAAAUAAUGAAGGAAAAUACAUCGUGUCACUACCAUUUAGGAAAGAUUUUCCAGGAAAUAUUUCCCUAGGCCCAUCCCUUAAAAGAGCAUGUUCUCAAUUUUACCGGAAUGAGACACGGCUGGCCAAGGAUCCCGUCAUGCAAACGGAAUACAAUAGGGUUCUAGCGGAAUAUGAAACGCUUGGGCAUAUGUCAAAAAUAACAAAUCCCAUACCCGCAGACUCGUCUGAUAAUUAUUUUCUGCCGCACCACGCUGUUAUAAAGGCAGAAAGUACUUCAACAAAAGUACGCGUGGUGUUCAAUGCCUCAAGCCCAACGGCGAAUGGCAACAGCCUAAAUGACGUACUUUUCCCAGGACCAGUACUUCAGGCUGAUCUUCCGAUAUUAAUACUCCGUUGGAGACUAUACAAAUAUGUGUUCAACAGUGACAUCGAGAAGAUGUAUAGGCAAAUUCUGGUACAUAACAACCAUACUAAGUAUCAGAGGAUUAUUUUUCGCACUAACCCGAAUGACCCGAUCAGUCUGUACGAAUUAAAGACUGUCACGUUCGGCAUCAAUUGUGCUCCUUAUCUGGCGAUAAGGACACUUUUACAAUUAGCUGACGAUGUGCAAAGCUCCCAUCCAAUAGCAUCUAACAUACUACGAAAAUGCAUGUAUGUCGACGAUGUAUUGUCUGGUGGACACACUAUCGAUUCAGCAAUAAAAGCCAGAGAUGAGAUAUCGGAAGUGUUGCAAUCAGCCGGUUUUCCACUUCGAAAGUGGACAGCCAAUAGCGAGCAAAUACUUAAUGGCAUACCAAAAACAGAUCUACUUAGCGAAGAUUUUUUGGCAUUUGAAGAUACCAGCGCAGUCAAGGCUCUUGGAAUAAGAUGGAAUGCCCAUACGGAUCUUUUCUAUUUUAUAGCAAGGCCAUUGGAGAAAAGCGAUGCUGUUACGAAAAGAGCGAUACUAUCUGCCAUUGCUAAACUCUUCGAUCCGCUGGGGUGGCUUGCGCCUAUCAUAAUCGUAGCCAAAAUCCUUAUGCAAAAUAUUUGGCUGCAAGGCACAGAUUGGGAUGAGACUGUGUCUUCGACCACUCUAGACCGAUGGCAGAAUUUCACCCAACAUUAUAACGAGAUUGAUAAUAUUCGUAUACCGCGAUGGGUAUACUUUUCUCCAACGGAUGAAAUACAAAUACACGGAUUCUGUGACGCGUCGGAGAAAGCAUAUGCCGCCUCUGUGUAUAUGCGUGUCAAAAGAGAUAGCAAAGUUUUUAUUAACCUGCUUUUGGCAAAAACCAGAGUUGCUCCUGUUAAAACCAUAUCGCUACCCCGACUGGAACUUUGCGGAGCGGUACUAUUGGCGGAAAUAGUUGAUUCAAUAAUCAACAAUCUCAACUUAGGGCAUAUCAACAUACAUCUGUGGACCGAUUCCACAAUUGUUCUCGCUUGGAUUCGCAAGCCUCCGUGUUCAUGGUCAACUUUCGUUGCCCAUAGAAUCACAAAAAUUGUAGAGAAAGUCGGAAACAAGAAUUGGCUGCAUGUGGAUUCGGCAUCAAAUCCAGCAGACUUAGCGAGCAGAGGACUUCCAGCAUAUGAAUUGGUCAACAAUUCGUUGUGGUGGCAGGGACCUUCUUGGUUACAAGAAGAUAACCCAAAAUGGCCCACCCAGGAAACAGACUACAGCACAGUAGUUGAGGAAAAAAGAACGAAACUUAAAGCAGGAAACUCCAUCGACUCCAAGAGUGAACUCCUACCGCUUAAUCCGUUCAUAGAUAAAGAUGGCAUUAUUAGGGCUGGUUGUCCCGUCUAA
Molecule: messenger RNA, 2928 nt
Organism: Rhagoletis pomonella (apple maggot)
Lineage: Eukaryota; Metazoa; Arthropoda; Insecta; Diptera; Tephritidae
Exons: 6
Coding region: 1-2928 (975 amino acids)
Source: RefSeq, a predicted model, not a curated record